Messenger RNA from Homo sapiens (human), 5800 nucleotides. It is a transcript of the gene FAHD2A, whose product is annotated as fumarylacetoacetate hydrolase domain containing 2A. Gene Ontology annotation, molecular function: oxaloacetate tautomerase activity; catalytic activity. Gene Ontology annotation, biological process: oxaloacetate metabolic process. The transcript is spliced from 9 exons. Gene Ontology annotation, cellular component: mitochondrion. NCBI's taxonomy places the organism in Eukaryota, Metazoa, Chordata, Mammalia, Primates, Hominidae. The coding region runs from base 2406 to 3416 and encodes 336 amino acids. The record is from RefSeq and is a predicted model, not a curated record.
CUAACUGUCGGGGCUGGAGCUGGGCAUAUGGGGAAACUGGGGGACCGGCACGGGUUCCAGGCGAGUGGACGGUGGGAUGGAAUCCGACGUGCACACCCAUGUCUCAGGCUUUGUUUGAUGGAGGCUACUGUUUCCACCUCAUGUCGCCGCCCCUUUGCUUAUGGACUCUUGCAGAGUUGGAUUGAGCUCGGGCUGUGUGAUAUAGUGGUUGUUGCAGAAGCCCCAGGGCCACUUUCUGACUAGUACCUUGGGCACCUGACAUCAUCCCUUUGAGUCUCAGUGUCCUCUUCUUUAAAGUGAGGGCGCUCUACCUGAGGAGAUUGCUGUAAGGUUGGAAUGAACCUGCAUGUGUGUGUCAUGUGGGAAGGGAACAGUCAGUGGGGCCUGGGGUUCUCUUGGAGAGCUGGUAACCAGCCUCGUCCCUGAGGCAACAGCCAGAGGGCGCCUGUAGUUUCCCCACGCAUGUCUGUUAGCAGUUACGGCCUCUGGAGGAUCUCCUGUGGGAGGUCCCUACUUCUCACUACAAUCUUUAGAGACUUUGGAGGAUUUCCUAUGGAAGGUCCCCACUUCUCACCACAACAUUCUGGGUUAAAAUGGCCUUGGUAGGGGGAUGGGGGCUGAAGCUGGAUUUUUUUGCUUGCAUUACAAGCUUCUGAACCAAGGACUUCAUGUCACCUGGACUUGGAUUCACAUCCCAGCUCCUUCCUCUCCUAGCUCUAGGACUGUGUAACCUUGGGCAAAUCUCUUAACCUCUUUAAGCCUUAAUUGUUUCAUCUGUAAAAUGAGGCUAACAGUACCUACCUUCCACAAUUGUCGAGAAUUAAAUCAGACAUUGUAGGUAGAGCACUUAAUAGUUGGCAUUCAGCGGCAGCAGUUACUGUUAUGUUAGCAUGUGGAGUGUCUGAGUGUGUGCACAUUGGCUCGAACAGCCUUUUGACAGUGGCACAGUUGGUGCUUGUGUAAGACAGCAGGGCAGAGAAGUCAAAGCCCUCGGUUUUCUAGUCAAACUGGUGGGCCACAACAGUGGUGACCUAAGUCUAAUGAAUCUUCAACUGAACAAGGCAGAUUGAAUCUCCAGGUGAGGACCAAGAGUCUGGGGAUCAGCUGCCUCCACAUUUUUGGGCAUAGAAGGCUGUACAAUACCGCCUUUGUUGUAAGAGCAAGGAACCAUUCAGGGAAGGCACCAUGUGGUAAGGAAUAGAGGCCAGACGUGGAUUAAGAACAAAACAAGAGAAUAGUGUUUGUCUUUAAGUGGAGCCUUGGACUCAAAACAGGAUCUGAGCCCUGAGGAUUUUUUUUUUUUUAAUUGAGAUGGAGUCUUCGUCUGUCACCCAGGCUGGAGUGCAGUGGCGCGAUCUCAGCUCACUGCAACCUCCUUCCCCUGGGUUCAAGCGAUUCUCGUGUCUCAGCCUCCCUAGUAGCUGGGAUUACAGGUGGCUGCCACCACACUCGGCGAGUUUUUUGUAUUUUUAGUGGAAACGGGGUUUCACCACGUUGGCCAGGCUGGUCUUGAACUCCUGACCUCAAGUGAUCCACCCACCUCGGCCUCCCAAAUUGUUAGGGAUAUCACGCAUGAGCCACUACAACUGGCCCUUGUGGGAAGGCACAGCCAUGUCUCCUGAAGUUAACAAGCACUAAGCUUUCCCAAGUAGUGAAAUGUCAAGCCCCUGCUUCUGUCACUUAUUUGUUCAUUCAGCAGAAAGUCACUGAGAGCCUUCUGUGCACCAGGCACAGUGCUGGGCAGUGAAAGAGACAGACAUGUGCCCUGGACCCAGGGAGAUGACAAGUGAUGGCUGUCAGGCCCAGACCCUGUUGUUUGUCUGCAGCCUCUUCCCUCAGGCAACUUGUUCUCUAUCAGGAGAAACGAAAUAAUUAUUAUCUGGAGAGGCAGGUGGGGGCGCUGCUCCUAGAAGACUGGGACAGCCUGGUAGAGGUUCUAGCUUGAUCAUGUGAGCAGUGGAAACCAUUUUAAGUAGGAGGUUAACAGGACCAAAAUAGCAUUUAAAAAAUUGUUUAUGGCCACUGUGAAGCCAGUUUCACCAGCGUCACUUGCCCAUGCUGGGCUGCCACCCAGCUAAUUCCUGGUCCUGCUCAUUUAGCCCAGCUCAGCUCACAUCACUUCCUCCAGAAACUAGAGAAGGGUAGAGCCCCUGACCAUCUUCACAGCAUUAGUCCUGAUAGCUGAAUCUUACGUCAGUUGUUAACAUCUGUGACCUGUGCAGGGAGAAUGGCAGGGCUGAGUUUCACCUACAUUGUUUCCCCAAUACCUACAGCAGAGCCAAGCACAGUGGGAACUUUCAGAAAGCACUGGUUGAAGGAACGCUGGAAUCCCUGGGACUUACUGCGUAGCAUGUAGUAGUUGCUCCUCUAGAAAAGUUUCACCUUAUGAAGUAUAGCAGGCUCUGAUGCUGGUGUCUGGUAGAAGAAGGUUACUCACAGUUCUGCUGCAGGCUCAGAAGUGGCCCUUUCAACCCUCCAGAGACAUGAGACUAGUGCAGUUCCGGGCACCCCACCUGGUGGGGCCUCACUUGGGCCUGGAGACAGGGAAUGGUGGAGGGGUUAUCAACCUCAAUGCCUUUGACCCCACACUCCCGAAGACGAUGACGCAGUUCCUAGAGCAGGGAGAGGCCACCCUCUCAGUGGCAAGAAGAGCCCUGGCUGCCCAGUUGCCAGUCCUACCACGGUCGGAGGUAACCUUCCUGGCUCCAGUCACACGACCAGAUAAGGUGGUGUGUGUGGGCAUGAAUUAUGUGGACCACUGCAAAGAACAGAACGUGCCCGUGCCCAAGGAGCCCAUCAUCUUCAGCAAGUUUGCCAGCUCCAUCGUGGGGCCCUAUGAUGAGGUGGUCCUCCCACCACAGAGCCAGGAGGUAGAUUGGGAAGUGGAGCUGGCCGUGGUCAUUGGAAAGAAAGGCAAGCACAUCAAGGCCACAGAUGCUAUGGCCCACGUGGCCGGCUUCACUGUGGCUCAUGACGUGAGUGCUCGUGACUGGCAAAUGAGACGUAAUGGGAAACAAUGGCUGCUGGGAAAAACCUUCGACACCUUCUGCCCUCUGGGCCCUGCCUUGGUGACCAAGGACAGUGUAGCAGAUCCACACAACUUAAAGAUCUGCUGCCGAGUGAAUGGGGAAGUGGUCCAGAGCGGCAACACCAACCAGAUGGUAUUCAAGACAGAGGACCUGAUAGCCUGGGUCUCCCAGUUUGUUACCUUUUACCCAGGGGAUGUCAUCCUAACUGGGACCCCCCCAGGUGUCGGUGUAUUCAGGAAACCUCCUGUCUUUCUCAAGGUCUCUGAAGGUCCAGAUAGCACUGAUGGCAAGCUUUGGGUCUGCACACUCUGGAAAGAAGAGAGAAGUGAAGGCUCUAGGGGGCAGCAGCCACCAGCAAACACCACUGCCUGCAGGAGCCUGGGCUGACUGGUUGGGACUCACCAAAGAUCCCUUCUUCCUGGGCGGUGGCCUGCAGGAACUGGAACAGCUGUUGGAGAGGAGAAGAAAAAGAAGACAUCAAAAAGAAAAUCUAGUGCUGGGUGGAUAUAGAGUAUGAAGAUGUGGAGCUGGGAAAACAGAGGAUGUGGUGGGAUGGGGAAGGAAAGGUUGUGGAAGGCCUGCACCCCGUCUCAGUUCCUCCACUGCUUCGUCCCAGAUUCUGUUUUUGUUUUCCUGAAUCAGACUUAGUCUCCCUCCAUUCUCCCGUCCCCUGUGUGCCCCCAUCCUGGUCCUGCCUCACUGGACAGCCUCUCCGCGGCCUUCCUCCUCCCUGCUCCAGAAUUCUACUUGGUGCCCCCCAACCCCACUCGACUCAUUGUCCACCUGGCCUCUGAGGCCAGGCACCCUCAUUCCCCUCUCCCACCCACCCCACCCAAGGAAGCCCAGCACAGACCAUCUCAUCUCACUCCACCAUCACUUCUUUGCCAAAUGCAUUUCCAAACACCCUCAUGAGCUUUGCUGAUCUCUUUGCCAUCUCUCCCUGCCCCACUCCGAUGGCUCCUCCUGCCUGGUGAAGACUGCCCUGGGUAUCCCAGAACUGAACCUGCAGCAGCCAGCACAGCUGACCUUGGGGCGAUAAGCAGCCAGGGAAAGGCUUUCUUAAAAAAAAACAAAAAACAAAACCAAUAACUCAGUAAGCAGAUUAAACAAAGGUAGAGACGGAGCCCUCCACCCCUCUCACACACUCAUCCUCACACCCAGCUAUACCACACCCCACAAAUGUUGCUUAUGUUUCCUUGGUCAUUCUGUCCAUCCUCCUGUCUGUCCAAAGCCAAGGACACUGCUCUACUCUAAAUUUUUUGUCCCGAAGCCCCCAAAUACUGCAACCCUGACCCAAUGCACGAAGCCACCCCAAAAUACAGCAGAGGACACCAGGACUUUCAUUUUCCCUCAGUAUGGCCCAUCCUUUGGGUAUGCCAACUCCAUGUCCACCAAGCACUGCAUGUAGGACAGGGCACAGUUUGGAGGCCUUGGUCCAGCCACUGCCCCAGACCCACCUUGGCUCUCUCCUCACUAACACCCGAGAAGCCCAGACUUCCCAGUGUUUAGCAACAGAUUAAACUCUAAGCCAACAACAACAGAACAGGGUGGAGUGAGUGGAAAGCAAAUGAAAUGUUAAAAAAAAAAAAAAAGCAAUACUUGCAUUCUCAUUAGUAGGAACAUGUGAGAUGAAGCAUGUUAUGUUAUUAGGCAUUCUCUUGAUUCGGUAAACACAAGCUGAAUAAAUUUAUAAAUAUCAGCAUUAAGCGAGAUUUAACGGGGAGCUGUUUAUCUUCUGCCUGUCAGGCAGGCGGCAACACUCUCCAUGUAUCACUCGCCAGCCGUGCAGUCCUCACUCUCUUGCCCAGGUAAGCUGGGGAAGAGCCUGCUGCCGCCCAGCUCUGGUUGUGGAAGGGCUGGCACCAAGGAGCUGCGAGCUUACCUCAACUCAUCUCACCUCACCAUGCCGGCUGCGAGGCGGCCCGUGCAGUCCGUGCGCAGGAGGUCACACUCCCAUGCUGCAUCCCAGCCCCUCCAGAAGCAGAGCAUGACCUGGGUGACUUUGAGGAUGCUAUUUAACCUCUCUAAGCUAAAGCUCCUCGACUGCAGCAUCAACAGAUCAGUGCCGACCUGUUAAGGCCGUCGAGAGCAUCAAAUGCUACUGUUCAGCAGGUGCCUGACACAUAGUAGGUCCACAAGCAAAUGAUUUUCCUGCUUGCAUCAUUUCUAGCACAGAGCUGGAGGAAAUGGCGAGGUGCAGGUGGCCGCUGGGCCCUGCUGUUCUACAUGGGAGCAAGACAGCUGCUAGGUGAAGGGGAAUGACCAGGCAGCCACAGGGAGGACAUGUGGCCUCAGGAAGCCUGGGUGUGUAUCCUGGUUCUGCUAGGAACACGUGUGGGGCUUUGUGUGGGUGACUCUCUGGCUCCCCAAGCCUCCCUUUCCUACUGUUAUAUCCUUAAAGUGCCUCUGAGGCCAAAGCCUUUGUGGCAAUUGUCAAAUGAGUCCAUAUGCAGUGAGUACCGUGUUGAGGGAGGACAAGGUCACCAAGAGCUGAGAAUGUUUCUCCGACUGAUGAGACCUAGAUAUUGGGUACAUGGAGGUCCCCGGUCCCUUUGUGAUUCCUGCAGCCUGUUGCCUCCUUGCCUGGACCCCGCCUCAGCUCAGAAAGCCAAUUCCCUAGAUUCCAAAGGCCUUCCCAGACCAAUUAGCAUGUCCUGCAGCUGUCAGCUCCCUGUGCCUAGCCUGGACCUCAGCUCAUGUCUAGCACCCAGUCUCCCAACCCCACACAUAUUCACAAAUAAAAGAAAAUAACAAAUGACAUGAAUUCUUCA